Molecule: messenger RNA, 1541 nt
Organism: Sinocyclocheilus rhinocerous
Lineage: Eukaryota; Metazoa; Chordata; Actinopteri; Cypriniformes; Cyprinidae
Product: opsin-5-like
Exons: 4
Biological process (GO): G protein-coupled receptor signaling pathway
Cellular component (GO): membrane
Molecular function (GO): G protein-coupled receptor activity
Source: RefSeq, a predicted model, not a curated record
UUUCUUUACUUGCUUCUCUCUCAUUCUCUCAGGUGGCUGUUCGGAGAGCUGACAUGUUUGUGCUAUGCUGUAUGUGGCGUCCUCUUCGGCUUAUCCAGCCUGACAAAUCUCACCGCUCUGUCGUCCGUCUGCUGCCUCAAAGUCUGCUUCCCAAACUAUGGUAACAAAUUCUCCUACUCCCAUGCCUGUCUGAUGAUAGUGGGGGUGUGGUGCUAUGCCAUGGUGUUUGCUGUGGGUCCCUUGGCAAAUUGGGGUCACUAUGGCCCUGAACCCUAUGGGACAGCAUGCUGCAUAGACUGGUAUGCACCAAGCCAGGAUACUCUGUCCAUGUCCUAUAUUAUCUGCCUCUUCCUCUUCUGCUAUGCCCUGCCUCUCGCCAUCAUCCUCCUCUCCUACAUUCUGAUCCUCAUCACUGUAAGAGGGUCACGGCAGGCAGUACAGCAACAUGUGUCGCCACAGACCAAGACAACAAAUGCACAUAUCCUCAUUGUGAAGCUCUCAGUGGCGGUGUGCAUUGGUUUUCUGACCGCCUGGAGCCCUUACGCUGUUGUAGCAAUGUGGGCUGCAUUUGUGGAACCCAGUACAGUUCCCCCUAUAGCCUUUGCAUUCGCAGCUAUCUUUGCCAAAUCCUCCACUACCUACAACCCUGUGGUGUACCUGGUAUUCAAGCCUAACUUUCGUAAAUCUCUGAGCAAGGACACCGCUCAGAUUCGCAAACGAAUAUGUUCCAGCCCGUGCAAAGGAAGCCCUGUGCCUGGUGAGAAGGAUCUUCAACGGCAAACAUCUCUACGCUGCAACAAGGAUGCUAGCAACUCCACUCGACUCUCCAACGGCCUGGUGGACAGCCAUGGGGCUUGUCUUCAUUGCACAGAGGCGGGCCCUCAUUGUCAACAGACCCCGCCUCAAAGGGCUGCCCGUGUGCUGAUCGGUACAUCCUACAGCGAGGUGACUGUGAGUCAGCUGCCAGAGAAGAUGCAGGCUGACCUUCUGUGAAGGCCCUGUAGGCUCUCCUCAUGCCAGGACAAGUGUGAGGAAUAGAUGGAUAGGCAGCCUCAAAAUGAAACUUCUGGCCACUAGAGAUAAGCUUGAUGUGUCAGAGACAAACUGUGGUCACUUCUGAUACUGAUGUCAUGUAUAAGGAGCUGCAAAACAAUUGACCCUGCACUAAGUCCCACCUUAAAAAGGUUACUGACCAAUCCUACCGUAGCAACUGUUGCUGUCCACAGUUUUAUCAGACUAGCUUGUGCUGUUUUACUGAAAGUAUGUUAAAAAAAAAUAAUUUGUGAUUCAUUCACUGUGAAAAAUAACAAAAGAUGAGUUAAAUAAGGUAAGCAGCUGCAAAGCAUUUUGGAGUUUUCUCAACUUCAGUAGUUAGUUGUACCUAAUUAAAACUAGAACUAGUUAAUUGUACCUAAAUAGAACAUUUUUUUGAAAGGUAUGAUGGCUGCUCAUUACUACUUAGUUAAAUCAACCUUCCUCAGCAAAUACAUCUGACACAACAUUAAGAAUUUUUUGAACACUAAAUAUUUUGUUGAAUAAAC